AUGAUCGCCGCGCUCCUCGUCCUCGCGCUCGCCCCGCUGCACGCCUUCACGGCGCCGCGCGCCGCGCGCGCGGCCACGCAACUCUUCGCGGCGCCGCCCAUCGACGGCCUCGCGGACCGGCUCCUCGCGGCCAAGGUCGCGUCGGGCAAGACGUUCGACGACAUCGCGGCCGAGCUCGGCUUCACGAACACGUACACGACGCAGCUGCUCCUGGGCCAGGCCCAGCUCAAGCCCGACACGCGGCCGAAGCUCGAGAAGGCCGUGCCCAAGAUCAAGAAAGAGGAUUUGGACGCGAUGAUGGUCGCGCCGUUCCGGUCCUGGGACGACGAGAUCCUCAAGGAGCCCAACGUCUACCGCACCUACGAGGCCAUCACGCACUACGGCAACGCCAUCAAGCUCCUCAUCAACGAGAAGUUCGGCGACGGCAUCAUGUCGGCGAUCGACUUCUACAUGACCGUCGGCGGCACGGUGGGCAAGGCGGGCGAGAAGCGCGUCGUCAUCACCUUCAACGGCAAGUUCCUCCCCUUCAUCGAGCAGGCCGUCGACAUGAACACGGCCGCGUCGCCGGAGAUCGACGAGUGA
Messenger RNA from Aureococcus anophagefferens, 582 nucleotides. RefSeq lists its product as hypothetical. NCBI's taxonomy places the organism in Eukaryota, Pelagophyceae, Pelagomonadales, Pelagomonadaceae. Gene Ontology annotation, molecular function: cyanate hydratase activity; DNA binding. The record is from RefSeq and is a predicted model, not a curated record. The coding region runs from base 1 to 582 and encodes 193 amino acids. The transcript has a single exon.